Messenger RNA from Nilaparvata lugens (brown planthopper), 1911 nucleotides. RefSeq names its product ruvB-like 2 (gene rept). Lineage: Eukaryota; Metazoa; Arthropoda; Insecta; Hemiptera; Delphacidae. Gene Ontology annotation, cellular component: Swr1 complex; Ino80 complex; R2TP complex. The record is from RefSeq and is a predicted model, not a curated record. Gene Ontology annotation, molecular function: ATP hydrolysis activity; ATP binding; DNA helicase activity. Gene Ontology annotation, biological process: chromatin remodeling; box C/D snoRNP assembly; regulation of transcription by RNA polymerase II. The transcript is spliced from 12 exons. Bases 381 to 1781 code for a protein of 466 amino acids.
GAAAAUUAUAAUGCGUUCAGAUAGGUUGCGUUGGAAAAGGUUUUCAAUACAUAUCUUGUGUAUCUCUUUAAAUUCAAAGACAACAGAAAAUAUAGUUUUGAAAUAAUAUAUUCUCAUUCUAAUCAAUCCCAAACUGAUGAAAAACCAAUUUAAUCCUAGUGCUAAUUUCUUCAGUGUUCCAGCUUAUUUCACAGUAAAGUGUUGUGGGCUUCUCUAUGCUCUUUGAAUCAAAAUAACACUAGAAACAGACAGAAGAGCAACGAACGAUGCUUGUAUCCUAGAAACCGGGUGAUUUUCCAAGCACGUUUGAGCAUUGUUUGAUUGAUAUUUCAAUGUUUGAUCAUUAAUUUCUUAUUUUGUGUUGUAUUCAGUGGUAAAUAAUGGCAUCUAUCACAGCUGCUAAGGAUCAAGAAGUUCGAGAAAUAACCCGCAUUGAACGAAUUGGUGCUCACUCUCAUAUCCGGGGACUCGGCCUGGAUGAUGGACUCGAGCCAAGAAAGGUGUCGCAAGGCAUGGUUGGCCAGCUGAAGGCCAGAAGAGCAGCCGGUGUGGUUCUUGCCAUGGUCAAAGAUGGAAAAAUUGCCGGAAGAGCCGUCCUACUGGCUGGACAGCCUGGCACAGGUAAAACUGCAAUCGCUAUGGGGCUCGCUCAAGCACUGGGAGCUGAUACGCCAUUCACCAGUAUGGCUGGCUCAGAAAUAUAUAGCUUGGAAAUGAGCAAAACUGAAGCUCUUACUCAGGCUAUUAGAAAAUCGAUCGGUGUACGAAUCAAAGAAGAAACAGAAAUAAUCGAAGGCGAAGUGGUUGAAAUUCAAAUAGAGCGACCAGCAUCAGGCACUGGAGGCAAAACCGGCAAGCUGACAUUGAAGAGCACUGAGAUGGAAACAAUGUAUGACUUGGGAAGCAAAAUGAUCGAAUCUCUAACCAAAGAAAAGAUCCAAACUGGUGAUGUAAUUACGAUUGACAAAGCAACAGGCAAGAUAAGCAGGCUGGGAAGAUCCUUCACUCGCGCCAGAGAUUACGAUGCUACUGGGCCACAAACCAGGUUUGUGCAGUGCCCAGAAGGAGAACUGCAAAAACGAAAAGAAGUUGUUCACACUGUUACAUUGCAUGAGGUGGAUGUCAUCAACUCCAGAACUCAUGGCUUCCUGGCACUCUUUUCAGGUGACACUGGCGAGAUAAAAUCUGAAGUUCGUGAGCAAAUCAAUGCCAAAGUUGGCGAAUGGAGGGAAGAAGGAAAAGCUGACAUCAUUCCUGGAGUGUUAUUCAUUGAUGAGGUUCAUAUGUUGGACAUUGAAUGCUUUUCUUUCCUGAAUCGGGCUCUAGAAGAUGAGAUGGCUCCGAUAGUGAUAAUGGCGACGAAUCGAGGCAUCACUCGCAUCCGAGGCACCAACAUCAGCUCUCCGCAUGGACUCCCUCUAGACCUGCUCGAUCGAAUGGUCAUCAUACCCACAUCACCAUACGAAGAGGCCGAACUCAAAGAAAUCCUCAAAAUUAGGUGUGAGGAAGAGGACUGUGAAAUGAGUGAGGACGCACUUUUAGUCCUAACUAAGAUUGCAGUGGAAACAUCACUGAGAUAUGCCAUCCAACUAAUCACUACUGCUAGUCUUGUCAGUAGAAAAAGGAAGCGAACUGAGGUUGGUAUCGAUGAUGUGAAAAGAGUUUAUUCGUUGUUCCUUGAUGAGGGGCGUUCCACGCAAUUUUUGAAAGAAUACCAGGAUGAGUACCUGUAUGACCAGUCAGCUGGAGGAGAUGCUGAAGCAAUGGAAGUCACCGUAUAAUAAGGAUUAUUUAGAUUACAUUCCGCAAGAAUGAGGCUAUAUUAAGUUUUUUUACCAUAUUUUACUAUUGAAAAAUUCAUGUGAUCAUGAACAUUUUUGUAAUAAAAUCUAAGUUGGAAGAUUUCGUUUA